AUGGUACGAACGGAACCCACUGAUGACCAGGCGCUGUUUGCCGCUUCCGGGAAGGGAGUCAUGCGACAGCUGCGCGAGAAUCCCUACAUCCUAGGAUUGGCUUCCUUUGCUUCCCUCGGAGGAUUUCUCUUCGGAUACGAUCAAGGUGUCGUCUCCGGUGUCUUGACAAUGGAAUCAUUUGCAGUUCGUUUCCCAAGAAUUUAUAUGGACAGUGGAUUUAAAGGAUGGUUUGUCUCGAGUUUGCUCUUGGCUGCUUGGUUCGGAUCGCUCAUCAAUGGUCCAAUUGCCGAUCGCUAUGGCCGUAGAGGCUCAAUUAUUAUGGCAGUUGUCGUCUUUACAUUGGGAUCGGCCGUUCAGGCAGGUGCUAUAUCGGUCGGCAUGGUCUUUGCUGGCCGAGCCGUUGCCGGACUUGCGGUUGGAAUGUUGACCAUGAUUGUACCAAUGUACAUGUCUGAGGUCUCGACACCCGGGAUUCGAGGUACUCUCGUUGUGCUUCAACAAUUGAGUAUCACUCUUGGCAUCUUGGUCAGCUACUGGCUCGAGUUUGGAACGGCCUAUAUCGGUGGUCACAGAUGUGCCCCUAACAUUCCCUACUCGGGAGGUUCCUCAUCGUCACCCACCUUCAAUCCACUCCGAGACGUUGGACCCAACGGGUGUACCGGACAAAGCGAUGCGUCUUGGCGUGUUCCUUUUGCCUUGCAAAUCCUUCCUGGUCUCAUUCUUGGUAUUGGGAUGCUAUUCUUCCCUGAAUCUCCACGCUAUCUCUUGAUGCGCCAAAAGGACGAACUCGCCCUCUCUGCCCUCGCAAGACUCCGUCGUGGAGAUCCCGGUGAUUCACUACUCCGUACCGAGUUUCUUGCCAUCAAGGCUGAAGUCCGUUUCGAGGAAUCGUAUGCACGUGACAAAUAUCCUGGAAAAUCCGGCCUCAAACUUUACCUCGCCGAGUACAAAUCACUUAUUUCGACUCGCCCUGCUUUCAAACGCCUUUCUGUAGGCUGCUGUGUCAUGUUCUUUCAGCAAUUCCUGUUUUGCAAUGGGAUGAUCUAUUAUGCGCCUUUCAUCUUCGGACAAUUGGGCCUCAAAGGCCAGACGACGUCCUUGUUGGCGACCGGAGUAUAUGGUAUUGUCAACACACUUUCGACACUCCCUGCACUUUUCUUGAUCGACAAGGUCGGGCGACGCCCACUCCUGAUGUGCGGGGCCUUUGGAUGCUUCGUUUCGCUCACGGUUGUGGGAUCAAUCAUCGGCAGAUAUGGUUCCACCCUUCAAACGGAGAAAGCUGCAGCAUGGACCGGUAUAGCAUUCAUCUACAUCUACGACAUCAACUUCUCUUAUUCAUUCGCACCAAUCGGGUGGGUUCUACCGUCUGAGAUCUUCACACUCGCAAAUCGCUCCAAAGCCAUGUCCAUUACAACCAGCACAACAUGGAUGUGCAAUUUCAUCAUCGGCCUGGUCACUCCAGACAUGCUGGAGACACUCACAUGGGGUACCUACAUCUUUUUCGCAAUGUUCGCUCUCAUGUCACUGGGAUUUGUCUAUUAUUUCGUCCCAGAGACCAGAGGCAAGAGUCUCGAGGACAUGGAUGUGAUUUUCGGCGAUACGGCGGCUCACGAAGAGAAGAUGCGGCUUUUCAAUAUUGCCAACGAGCUGUCUGAGAGUCUGGUUGAUGGGCAGAAGAAGCAGAGUUUGGCAGAAGAAGUUGAAUCCAAACCCUAG
Exophiala bonariae is the source of this 1716-nucleotide messenger RNA. RefSeq lists its product as uncharacterized. The record is from RefSeq and is a predicted model, not a curated record. The transcript is spliced from 2 exons. Gene Ontology annotation, molecular function: carbohydrate:proton symporter activity. Bases 1 to 1716 code for a protein of 571 amino acids. Gene Ontology annotation, biological process: transmembrane transport; carbohydrate transport. Gene Ontology annotation, cellular component: membrane. NCBI's taxonomy places the organism in Eukaryota, Fungi, Ascomycota, Eurotiomycetes, Chaetothyriales, Herpotrichiellaceae.